Molecule: messenger RNA, 267 nt
Organism: Leptomonas pyrrhocoris
Lineage: Eukaryota; Euglenozoa; Kinetoplastea; Trypanosomatida; Trypanosomatidae
Exons: 1
Coding region: 1-267 (88 amino acids)
Source: RefSeq, a predicted model, not a curated record
AUGAAGCUCCAUCACACGACAGCAUCGUGUCGUGCGUGGGUUUUUCUUUUCUCCAGCGUCUCUUCAAUACUUUUUUUUUCUCUCUUUUUCUUUGUGAGAGCUUGCGCCAGGAAAAAAUCGCCGGGAGAUGAAUCGAAAGCUUCAUGUUGUACUACUAUCCCUUUCUCUCCUCUCCAGUCGACCUCUCUCCAGGAAAGGCUGUUUUCUUUUUUUCCCACCGUCCCGCCCCUUUUCCAACCCCACGAGGUGGAAAUGCAGACGAUCUGA